This is a messenger RNA of Carlito syrichta (Philippine tarsier), 3639 nucleotides long. RefSeq names its product DNA cross-link repair 1A (gene DCLRE1A). Gene Ontology annotation, molecular function: 5'-3' DNA exonuclease activity; damaged DNA binding. NCBI's taxonomy places the organism in Eukaryota, Metazoa, Chordata, Mammalia, Primates, Tarsiidae. The transcript is spliced from 9 exons. Bases 99 to 3254 code for a protein of 1051 amino acids. The record is from RefSeq and is a predicted model, not a curated record. Gene Ontology annotation, biological process: interstrand cross-link repair; double-strand break repair via nonhomologous end joining; protection from non-homologous end joining at telomere.
UUUUUGUUUUUGUUUUCUUCAACAAAGUAACCCCAUUUUAAAAAUUUUGUGACAAGAAAUGGACUCGAGUGCUUCUUUAAUGAUAAAAUCACCUUACCAUGUUAGAAGAUGCUUUUUUAGAAGAUGACAUUUGGGAAUACAAAUCUAAAAGAAAACCAAAACCAGUUGAUCCAAAUAAUUGCUCUGAAAAUAUUCCAAAAUCUGUUGAAAAAGCAACAGAUGGUAAAUACCAUUCAAAACGAAACAGAAAAAGAACCAUAGAAGCCAGAGGGAAGGUGAAGGACCAUGAAAUGUCCCUUGGAGAAGCAGAUUGUCAGACUUCUGUGGCUUCUAGUCAGAAUUCAAGUUGUGGAGAUGGUAUUCAGCAGUCCCAAAACAAAGAGACCACUCCAAGAAAACUCUGUAGAACUCACAAAAACAAACAAGUGUCCCCAAAGAUACGUCCAGUUUAUGAUGGAUACUGUCCAAACUGCCAGAUGCCUUUUUCCUCAUUGCUAGGUCAAACACCACGAUGGCAUGUUUUUGAAUGCUUGGAUUCUCCACCAAUCUCUGAAGAAGAGUGUCCUGAUGGUCUUCUGUGCACCUCUACAAUUCCUUCUCAUUAUAGGAGAUACACUCACUUCCAGCUAGCUCAAAGUAGGGCUAGUAAUAGUCCUUUUAGCAGCCCAUCGCAUGCAUCAGGUGGUAGCUUCAAUGAGAUUAAUUCAGGCUUUCAUUGUAGCCUUGAGGAAAGAUGGUCCCUGGAUCAGAAACAAACUGGGAACUUAAAAAAUGUUUCAAAUGAUCCCUUGUUGUUGACAAAUUGUUUAAGAAAAUCUCAAUCUCCAUCUGAAAGCAAUAAAAAUUUUUCCUCUUCUUCAAAUAUCCAAACACCUCAACAAGUGCUACAAUUUACAAAAUUUGUUAAUAAUGAGAAACUGGUAGGAGUUGGUUUGCCUCUUGCUGAUGAAGAAUUAGAUAGCCAAAACAACUCAGGACAUGUAAAUUUGCCAUUGCCAGAAAAUGACUUUAGCGACUGUGAAAUCUCCUAUUCUCCACUUCCAAGUGAUGAAGAAACUCAUGAGAGAGAUGAAAAACUGGACGAUUCACAGCAGGAACUAUGUCUUACUGAAAGCUCUAAAGAUGGCAGCCUAAAUGAUGGUGACAGCAACUCUGCUUUGUUUGAAAGACCACAUAGUACCUUACUGAAGGACCUGGAGGAGAGCUGCCCUGAAGUGAAUCUCUUCCUAACUCAGAAUAAGUAUGACCAAGGAUUGCAUAGCUACAGUACUCGAAAUGGUUCAUCUCAACUUGCUUCCCAAAAUAAUGAGAAUUGUAUUUUGCCUUAUAAUCCAGCAUAUACUGUUGAUUUUCUGUUGUUUCCACCUGCAUUCUCAGGGGAGCUUGCUGCUUCUAAUCACCAAGCCACUAAAGCAAAAGCUGAUGAGCAAGAAUUUUACUCCUCCCAGUCAAAUAAACAGAAACGGCUAAUUGGAGAAUCAGCUGUUUACAAUCAAGUUUCUCUUCCUUUAGCUAAGAGUGAAAUGUCAAAACCUUCUGAAAGCCAGGGAGGAGGAGACCAUUCUUUCCAACCAACUCCAAGUAAAAUUAGAGUAUUAUCAUGUGAGAAAUUCAGUUCUAAGAACAAUACUAACUCAGCAGGUUUCUGCAGAAAGGCAGAUGGUAUGCUGGACAGUAAAGUUACAGUGUUAAAUACUCAAAAAUGUUCUCAUACACCUGCUGCUGCAUCUUUGAAAAUACUGCCUUCUGGUCUUAAGGGUAAUGCAAGAUAUCCUUCUACCAAGAUAAUGAAGCAAACAGAUAUAGGUGUGUAUUUUGGACUACCACCCAAAAGAAAAGAAGAAAAAUUGCCAGAGGAAAGUGCAUCCGAAAGGAUAAACUUAAAUCCAGUACUAAGUCCUAAUGAAAAGAGGUCCCGGCAGUACAAGAGGAAAGCAGAAAAAUCUUUAAGUGAUUUAGAAUUUGAUGCAAAGAAUUUAAAUGUCAGUCAGCUUUCUGUGGAACUUUCUAGUCAGAGGUCACAGCGUCAAAGAAAGAGACUUAAAAAGUCAAAUUUGCUGCAGGAAGGAGCACAUCAGAAAAGGCCAGAUUACUUUAUUAACAAUACAGAAUGUGGAACAGUCCAUUUAAGGAAAAACAAAGUCUUCACAAAAUCAACUCAUGGCAGGCUACAAAGAGGGAACAAGAAAAUCCCAGAGUCAUCUAAUGUAGAAGAAUUUAGAAAAAAAACAUGCCCAUUCUAUAAGAAAAUACCUGGAACUGGCUUUACAGUUGAUGCCUUUCAGUAUGGCUUGGUUGAAGGCUGUACAGCCUAUUUUCUCACACAUUUUCAUUCUGAUCAUUAUGCUGGAUUGUCUAAACAUUUCACAUGUCCAAUUUAUUGUAGUGAGAUAACUGGCAAUUUGGUGAAAAACAAGCUUCAUGUGCAAGAACAAUACAUCCAUCCGUUGCCAAUGGACACUGAAUGCAUCGUUAGUGGUGUCAAAGUUACGUUGCUUGAUGCCAACCACUGUCCAGGUGCUGUUAUGAUCCUUUUUCAUCUUCCUAAUGGUACUGUCAUAUUACAUACUGGAGACUUCAGAGCAGAUCCCAGCAUGGAACGUUCUCUUCUUGCAGGCCAGAAAGUCCACAUGCUGUACUUAGAUACAACAUAUUGUAGCCCAGAAUACACCUUUCCAUCUCAGCAAGAGGUUAUCCAGUUUGCUAUCAACACUGCCUUUGAGACUGUAACUCUAAACCCACGUGCUCUUGUUGUCUGUGGCACUUACUCUAUUGGAAAAGAAAAAGUCUUCCUAGCUAUUGCUGAUGUUUUAGGUUCAAAAGUGGCCAUGUCCCAAGAAAAAUAUAAAACAUUACAAUGCCUCAGUAUACCAGAAAUUAAUUCACUCAUCACUACAGACAUGUGCAGUUCAUUGGUUCAUCUGCUCCCAAUGAUGCAAAUUAAUUUUAAGGGUUUACAGAGUCAUUUGAAGAAGUGUGGUGGCAAAUAUGAUCAGAUUUUGGCUUUUCGACCUACAGGAUGGACACACUCUAACCAGUUAUCUAGUAUAGCAGAUGUUAUUCCCCAGACCAAAGGAAAUAUUUCAAUAUAUGGAAUUCCUUAUAGUGAACACAGCAGCUACCUAGAAAUGAAACGCUUUGUCCAGUGGCUGAAGCCCCAGAAGAUCAUACCUACCGUCAAUGUUGGCACUGUGAGAUCUAGGAGCACAAUGGAGAAAUAUUUUAAAGAGUGGAAAUUGGAAGCUGGAUAUUGAUGAUACUUUAAGGACUCAGUAGUAAUUAAGUACCUUAGAUGUACCUUGAUAAAGCCAUAGAGAUAUGAAAUACAAUUUAUGUGGAAAAACUUCAUGAAGAUUACUCAUAGUUUAUUUUCUCAUUUAUGCUUAAAUAGCAUGUUCAUAGUGCCGAAUGCCUCUUAGCAUCAUCAGAGAUAACUGAGACUGGGUCUCCCUAGUUCCCUUAAUUUCUUGCUCCCACUCCGUGGAGGCAGUUAUACUCUGCAUCCAACUGUAGGGAUGGACAUAAUGGCAGGUUCAAGGACCAAAAGUAUUCAUGAUUGGUAAACUAGAUUAAAACAUUGUAUAUUAGUAAUUAUGUAUCUUUACAAUUAUGAAAUAAAGCUUUUAUAUGAUAUAUAUG